This is a messenger RNA of Pteropus alecto (black flying fox), 3674 nucleotides long. RefSeq names its product RecQ like helicase 5 (gene RECQL5). Gene Ontology annotation, cellular component: cytoplasm; chromosome. NCBI's taxonomy places the organism in Eukaryota, Metazoa, Chordata, Mammalia, Chiroptera, Pteropodidae. The transcript is spliced from 20 exons. The record is from RefSeq and is a predicted model, not a curated record. Gene Ontology annotation, molecular function: four-way junction helicase activity; nucleic acid binding; ATP binding. Gene Ontology annotation, biological process: double-strand break repair via homologous recombination. The coding region runs from base 172 to 3147 and encodes 991 amino acids.
CGAAGCUGUGUGGGUUUUUCCUGACAGGGCAUGCCCAGCGUUUUGGCUUCUCAGAGUUGGUGGCGGCUUACGCGGGUCUUCGAGUAGUUCCCGAGCCAGCAGUCGUCAACCGCCCACCAAGAGUCCUUCGCUCCUGGGCGGCCCACAGCCGGCUCUGCUUCUGUCGCUAAGAUGAGCACCCACCAUUCCUUUCCUUUUGACCGUGAGCAUCGUGUCCAGAGCACGUUGAAGAAGGUCUUCGGGUUUGACUCUUUUAAGACACCUUUACAGGAGAGUGCAACCAUGGCUGUAGUGAAAGGCGACAAGGAUGUCUUCGUGUGCAUGCCCACAGGGGCAGGAAAAUCCCUCUGCUAUCAGCUUCCUGCUCUGUUGACCAAAGGCAUCACUGUCGUAGUCUCUCCUCUCAUUGCUUUGAUUCAGGACCAAGUGGACCACUUGCUGGCCUUGAAGGUCCAAGUGAGUUCCCUGAACUCGAAGCUCUCGGCCCAGGAGAAGAAGGAGCUGCUCUCUGACUUGGAGCAAGAAAAGCCCCGGACCAAACUCCUGUAUAUCACCCCGGAGAUGGCAGCUGCAGCCUCCUUCCAGCCCACCCUGAACUCCCUUGUGUCCCGCCGCUUGCUCUCCUACCUGGUUGUGGAUGAAGCUCAUUGUGUUUCCCAGUGGGGGCACGACUUCCGUCCUGACUACUUGCGUCUGGGUGCCCUGCGUUCCCGCCUGGCACACGCUCCAUGUGUGGCUCUGACUGCCACCGCCACCCCGCAGGUCCAGGAGGAUGUGUUUGCUGCUCUGCACCUCAAGCAACCAGUUGCUGCCUUCAAGACUCCCUGCUUCCGGGCCAACCUCUUCUACGAUGUACAGUUCAAGGAACUGCUCUUUGAUCCCUUCGGGAACCUGCGGGACUUCUGCAUUAAGGCUCUUGGACAGAAGGCUGAUAAACGGUUGUCUGGCUGCGGCAUUGUCUACUGCAGGACCAGAGAGGCUUGUGAACAGCUGGCGAUAGAGCUCAGUUACAGGGGAGUGAACGCCAAGGCUUACCAUGCAGGUCUGAAGGCUUCUGAAAGAACACUGGUGCAGAAUGAGUGGAUGGAGGAGAAGGUCCCUGUAAUUGUUGCAACCAUUAGUUUUGGUAUGGGAGUGGACAAAGCCAACGUCAGGUUUGUUGCCCACUGGAAUAUCGCCAAGUCUAUGGCUGGGUACUACCAAGAGUCUGGCCGGGCAGGCAGGGACGGGAAGCCUUCCUGGUGCCGUCUCUAUUACUCCAGGAACGACCGGGACCAAGUCAGCUUCCUGAUCAGGAAGGAAGUAGCAAAACUCCAGGAAAAGAGAGGGAACAAAGCAUCUGAUAAAUCUGCCUUCUUGGCCUUUGAUGCCUUGGUGACCUUCUGUGAAGAAUUGGGGUGCCGCCAUGCUGCUAUUGCCAAAUACUUUGGGGAUGCGCCCCCCACCUGCACCAGAGGCUGCGACCACUGCCAGAACCCUGCAGCUGUGCAGAAGCAGCUGGACGCCUUGGAGCAAAGAAGCAGCUGGAGCAAGACCUGCAUUGGGCCCUCCCAGAGGAAUGGCUUCGACCCUGAGCUCUAUGAAGGAGGCCGCAGAGGCUCCAGGGGCUUCAGCAGAUACGAUGAAGGCUCUGGAGGCAGUGGUGACGAGGGCAGAGAUGAGAUGCACAAGCGGGAAUGGAACCUCUUCUACCAGAAGCAGAUGAGUCUGCGCAAGGGCAAGGACCCCAAGAUAGAAGAAUUUGUACCCCCAGAUGAAGACUGUCCCUUGAAAGAGGCUUCUAGCAGGAAGAUCCCCAGGCUCACUGUGAAGGCCCGUGAGCACUGCCUGGGGCUUCUGGAGGAGGCUCUGAGCAGUAACCGCCAGGCCACAGGUGCCACUGAUGGACUUGAUCUCCGGGCCACGGCUGUGGAGCUGGAACAUGAGACAUUCCAACACGCCAAGGCAGCCAACCUGUACAAGGCCAGCGUGCUGAAGAAGGUGGCUAAGAUCCACAGAGCCUCCAAGGACGGGCAGCUGUACGACGUGGGAGGCAGUGCCAAGAGCUGCAGUGCCCCGGCCGAGCCCCCAGAGCCCACUGAGUAUGACAUCCCGCCGGCCUCCCAGGUGUACUCGCUCAAACCCAAGCGGGUGGGAGCUGGGUUCCCCAAAGGCUCCUGCCAGUUCCAGACGGCCACAGAGCUGAUGGAGAAGACGCUGGCCAAGGGGGAAGCCCCCCAGCCUGUGCCGGGAGGAGAGCAGGAGCCCCCGGGCCGGCCCUGUGACCUCCAGGGUGAGGACAGCAGUGAGCCCAACCCUAGGCUCAGAGGAGAGGCCCCCAGAAGCAGUGCUCACUGUGGGGGCCCCUCCCCCAAGAAGAAGGCGAAAGGCCCCUCUAGGGGCAGUGCCAUUGCCAAGACCAGGGCCAACAAGAAGCAGCAGCUCCUAGCCACUGCGGCUUGCAAGGAUUCUCAGAGCAUCACCCGCUUCUUCUGCCAAGGGGCCGAGAGCCCGGCUCCACGCACUUCAGCCCCAGGGGCGAAAGGUGCCAGCCCCUCCUGUGAGGGGGUGCGGGGACCGCCAGCCGUGACCCCAGAGAAGUGCACAGGGGAGGAGGACGGAGCCCCGGGGCAUCUGGCUGCCUGCGCCCAGACGAAGGAGCGCACCAGGUUGGGGCCAAGUGCCCGCCCUCUCAGAGACCAGGGGCCCCCUGAAGGCCAACCUACCCUCACAAAGGAGACACAGAGGGGCAAGCGGCCCAGACCCCUGCAGGAGAACCCAGAGAGCCAGGCUCAGAAGAGGCCUCGCCCCUCAGCCAGUGCCUCCGUCUUAGCUGAGGCCCGGCACAAUAUCUCGGCCAGUGAUCAGGGCGCUGUGAAUGCCACGGCCCAAGCCUCCCACCAGCUCCCACCUCCUGGCAUCUCCUUGAAGGUGGCUGCGAACAUCGUGGUCCAGUGCCUAACCCCUUUCUACAAGGAGGGCAAGUUUGCAUCCAAGGAAUUGUUUAAAGCCUUUGCCCGCCACCUGUCGCACUCCUUAACGCAGAAGCCCUGUCCUGGGAGGAGCGUGAAGGAAGAGGCCCAGAACCUCAUCAGGCGGUUUUUCCAUGGCCGGGCCCGGUGCGAGCGUGAAACUGACUGGCACGGCCUAUGUGACCCACAGAGAUGAGAGAUGACUGACCGCUGCCCAGCAGGGCCAGUGUGCUCCCCCGGACUCUGCCGGAGCCAGCCUCGGCCUGACUCAGGCUGGGGGAGGUAGCCAGGCUUGCUGCUGCCAAGGGCUUCGUCUCUUCUCAGGGUCUUUCCCCUUUUCAACCACAUGUUGCUGCGGAGGUGGCCCUGGACACCUCCCGCAUCAGGGUUAGAGGCCAGAGGUCAGCCCACCUUCCUUUCUUCUGCCUCUCCUGGCCCUCAUGGCUGGAUUUUCUGAGCCAGACCCCAGAUCAGAAGGAGGCAGGUGGUGUGGCUGCUGCCAGGGGAACAGGAGGAAGAAAUGGUCCCUUCACCUCCAGCACUUGAGUUGUGAGCCGGGGUGAGGUGCCCCCGUACGAGGCAUUGGGGUCUCCUCAGGAAGAGCCCUGGGGCCCAGGUGCAGAGGGGCAGCGGCCAGGCCCGGCUCCCUCUCGGCUUCUGGUCAGGAAGGCCGGGCCGUACCAAGACGUUUGCUAGAGGAAUAAAGUCCUGUUUGUCCCAACA